AUGGUCGGAGAUAUUAUUAACAAAUACUCUAAUAUUAAAACCACUUUGGAUCUUUGCGAAUUGUGGACACCAUCCAAAACGAGUAGAGCUAAAAACAUCACCCUCGGUGAUUCUUCCAUUAUUGCGUCGAAUCGAUGGAAUGAAAUUUCUAGUAUCAAAAAACAAUUUUGGAUGGAUUUAGCAAAUGUUUGUAAGAAAUUGCAUUCUUGCAACUAUCCAAAUUAUAAAUAUUGUCCAAAAAGGAGAAUUGAUACUGCUGAUAAUAAAAGAAAGAAAAAAAGAAGGUCUCGUAAAGAGAAGGCUGCUCCUUAUGCUCUUAGAAAUUCAAAUCUUACAAAUAUUAUAAAGCAAGCUUUUGUCGACCCUUCCAUCAUUCCAAGUCAGUAUUUGAACACUUUAUCCAAAACAGUUGUUCCUUCAUCUUCAAUUACUAAGUUUACGCAUAGACCUACUGCUUAA
Messenger RNA from Acaulospora morrowiae, 459 nucleotides. NCBI's taxonomy places the organism in Eukaryota, Fungi, Glomeromycota, Glomeromycetes, Diversisporales, Acaulosporaceae. The record is from the annotation of a GenBank genome assembly.